Molecule: messenger RNA, 402 nt
Organism: Gamsiella multidivaricata
Lineage: Eukaryota; Fungi; Mortierellomycota; Mortierellomycetes; Mortierellales; Mortierellaceae
Exons: 1
Coding region: 1-402 (133 amino acids)
Source: RefSeq, a predicted model, not a curated record
AUGUCUGACACGAACGGUUCUACCAGUUCUCAAGAGAUUACCGACGCAGAUGAUGGUGACAUCCGAUCAGUCGACUCCAAAGACUCCAAGGACUCGAACGAAGCAGUUGUACCAACGGUUGCGAGCGGAUAUUACACCGCUAACGGCGUUCCUGGAAGUUUAACACGAACGCAGAUAAAGGCACUCAGUAUCUUGCGCGUGGUCAAAAUGCGCGAACUGCUAACUCAGCAUACAGAGUUGCCACUGGAAGCAAAAAAUGAUCUUACUGUUCUGUCGGAUGAUAUGCGUCCUUGGGAGGGAAAAGAUGAGCCUGCGAGCAACAAAGUCUGGAAGAUGUUCCUUGAGGAUAUUGAGGAAGCAUUCAUCAACCAUUUUCCGAACGAAGAGAUUCCUCAGCUUUGA